Messenger RNA from Misgurnus anguillicaudatus (oriental weatherfish), 1335 nucleotides. RefSeq lists its product as uncharacterized. Gene Ontology annotation, cellular component: membrane. Lineage: Eukaryota; Metazoa; Chordata; Actinopteri; Cypriniformes; Cobitidae. The record is from RefSeq and is a predicted model, not a curated record. Gene Ontology annotation, biological process: phospholipid biosynthetic process. Gene Ontology annotation, molecular function: phosphotransferase activity, for other substituted phosphate groups.
UGGUGCCUAUUGCAAUGUAAAUGGCGCGUGCUGCAAUAAAACCGGAAGAGACGUUUCUGUUUACUGGUUAUGCCGUUGCAUAAAUGUAAUUCACAGAAAGAAAACACUUGCGCUAAGAGCAAUGUUACGGAUCCUUCUUGAAUUACUUUUUGUUGAAGGUGCACAUACGAACUCAGAUUAAAAUAGGAGAGAAGAGGAGGGACACGCGGAUGACACACGCGGGUGCUGCAUCUGUGCAAUAUGGGACUUUAUGUCUGUCUGUAUGCGCCCAAUGUAAUCGGCUACAUUCGAAUUCUUCUUGUACUCACCGCCUGGACUGUAUAUAGUGACCCAGUGAGAUUUCUACCCUUGUAUGUGGCAUCAGUAAUAUUGGAUGGGCUGGAUGGAUGGGUGGCACGUCGGCUGCAGCAGACUUCUAGGUUCGGGGCUUGGCUGGAUGUGGUUGUGGACAACAUAGGACGUGGUAUGCUCUGGAAUAUACUUUAUGACUGGGGCUGGUUGGUGUCCUCAGUAGAGUGGUGUGCGUUUGUGUGCAACCACAGUGCUCGAGGAGCCCAAUGGAAGAACUCUUUCACGGGGAGCCCGGUCUGGGUUCAAGCAGUGAUGGCAAAAGGCUUUAAGACUCCACUGGGCAUUUUGACAAUAGCAGGGAUCCAUGUUUUGCCUGUGUGGCUGUAUGCCUAUCAGUAUGAGGUGCUGUCACAGGCUCUCUAUAUCCCACACUGCCUUCAGAUUCUUGGGAUUCUGGUGCUGGCAGCUGGACGCUUACUGGGCUUAGCAGUUGAGAUGUGGUGCAUCUUAAACCAUGUGAGAUUGUUAGUGUUGGAUGAAGAGGAGGAGAAGAAGAGCUAGGACGAAUGUAAAAUGUUACAUGUUUGUGUUUUGGGUUACUGGGUUUGAGAUUGAAUUGAUGUUUGAAGCAAGCCAAAGGGAAAAUUGGUCUUUUAUGAGGGUAUUGAUCCAAAAAGCAGUUGCAAAAAUUGCAGGUAUGAGCAUGUUGAAUGUAGAAUUUUGCAGGGCUUUAUUUGCUGUAUAUUCUCUUGAUAUAUACAUGUAUUAUACUAUAUAAUAUACUUAAAGGGAUAGUUCACCCAAAAAUGAAAAAUCAUUUACUCACUCUCAUGUUGUUACAAACCUGUAUAAAUGUCUUUGUUCUGAUGACCACAAAAAAAGAUAUUUUGAAGAAUGUUUGUAACCAAGCUAAUCAUAAGCCCCAUUGACGUCCUUAUUAUUUUUCCUAUUAUGAAAGUCAAUGGUGCUCAUGAUCGGGUUGGUUUCAAACAUUUCUCAAAAUAUGAAGAGUUGGUUCCAAAACAAGAUAACUCAGUUUUUUUU